UCCUCCCCACCCCUCCUCCUCUCUCUCUCUCUCUCUCUCUCUCUCUCUCUCGUUUUUGGCUUCGCUCGCAAGCUACCUGCACCUCGGAGCCCUCGAUCUGGGCGAAUUCUUGCCAUUAGAUCGGUCCGCCGCCGGGCGAUCAAAGGUGGAAAGCGGGGAGAGGGUGGAGAUCAAGGAUUAGGCCUCACUCUCUGCUUCCAGUCGUCGGUUUUCGGGAGGAGAGGAAGAAGAAAGGGGGUUUGGUGGAAAUAUUUGGUUUCUCCUCCCCUUCGUUCGAUGGGUCUAUGAAAAGGGCGUUGGAGGAGGCGUUCAUGGGUUCUCAGCUCAAGCGGCCCAACAUAUCUCGAGUGGAUCCGUCCGGGCAAACCCAUAUGGCGCCGGCACCUGCCGCCGGUGGUGCUCCGAAGCUGACGACAAACGACGCCCUAGCCUACUUGAAGGCCGUGAAGGAUAUAUUUCAGGAGAAUAGGGAAAAAUAUGAUGAAUUUCUUGAAGUCAUGAAGGACUUUAAGAGCCAAAGGAUUGAUACCAACGGGGUUAUUAUGAGGGUGAAGGAACUGUUUAAGGGGCAUCGUGAUUUGAUCUUAGGCUUUAACACCUUCUUGCCAAAGGGAUAUGAGAUCAAGCUUCCUGAGGAAAAGAGGCCCGUUGAAUUUGAAGAGGCCAUUAGUUUUGUAAACAAAAUAAAGAAUCGUUUCCAGAAUGAUGAACAUGUUUACAAGUCUUUCUUAGAUAUUCUGAAUAUGUACCGGAGGGAGAACAAAUCCAUCCAUGAUGUCUACCAAGAGGUAGCAGCCCUCUUUCAGAAUCAUCAUGAUUUACUGGAGGAAUUCACACACUUCCUGCCUGAUGCCUCCGCGACAAUGGCUUCACAACAUGUGUCAUUUGGUAGAGCCUUUAUGCGUCGGGAUGAGAGGAGCUCUGUGAUGCCCACAGCGAGGCAUGUUCAUGGGGAUAAGAGGGAAAGAACUUAUAACUCACAUGCUGAUCGCGACUUCAGCGUUGACCGUCCUGAUCCAGAGCAUGACAGGCAAAGAAGACGUGCUGAAAAGGAAAAAGAUAGGAAAGAAGAUAGAGACAGAAGAGAUCGUGAGCGGGAUGAUAAGGACUUAGAGCAUGACAGCAGAGAUUUGGACAAUGUACAGCGCAGACGUAAACCUUCUAGUAGAAGGGUAGAUGACUCUGUUGGUGAGCACUUGCACCAAGGUGGGGAAAGUGCUGAAAACUUUGGAAUGUAUAACAUUUCAGCUUCAUCUUUUGAUGAUAAGAAUGCCUUGAAAAGUGUGUACACUCAAGAAUUUAACUUCUGCGAGAGAGUUAAGGAGAAGUUGCACCCUGAAACAUACCAGGAGUUCUUGAAAUGCCUUCAUAUAUAUAGCAAGGAAAUUAUUACCAGAACCGAACUGAAGAACCUGGUGAGUGAUAUCCUUGAAAAGUAUCCAGAUCUUAUGGAUGGUUUCAAUGAAUUUUUGGCUCAUUGUGAGAACAUAGAUGGAUUUCUCGCAGGGGUGUUCAAUAAAACAUCCUUGCGGAAUGAAGGACCUGUGGCUAGACCAGUUAAGCUAGAGGAUAGAGACAGGGAACGUGAAAGGGAUGAGAGGGAGAGAGACCGUGAAAGGGAAAGAGAUAAAGAAAGGGAAAGACUUGAUAAAGGUGCUGCCUUCAGUUCUAAAGACAUGGCAUCUCAUAAGACUCAUUUGUACUCAAACAAAGAAAAAUAUAAUUUAUGCAAGCCAAUUUCGGAGCUCGAUCUCUCAAACUGUCAGCGAUGUACUCCUAGUUACCGUCUUCUGCCAAAAAAUUAUCCAAUCCCUCCUUCUAGCCAUAGGACUGAACUUGGUGCAUCAGUACUGAAUGAUGUUUGGGUAUCGGUGACUUCUGGAAGUGAGGAUUAUUCAUUCAAGCACAUGCGCAAAAACCAAUAUGAAGAGAGCUUAUUUCGAUGCGAAGAUGAUAGGUUUGAGCUUGAUAUGUUAUUAGAGUCGGUGAAUGUGACUACGAAGCGAGUUGAGGAAUUGCUAGAAAAGAUUCAGGACAAUACAAUCAAACCAGAGAGUCCAAUUCGCAUUGAAGACCAUUUUACUUCACUAAACUUGAGGUGCAUCGAAAGAUUAUAUGGUGAUCAUGGCUUGGAUGUGAUGGAUGUUCUACGCAAAAAUGCUAGUCUUGCAUUGCCUGUCAUAUUAACUCGUCUGAAGCAAAAGCAAGAGGAAUGGUCAAGGUGUCGGGCAGAUUUCAAUAAAGUUUGGGCUGAAAUAUAUGCCAAGAACUAUCACAAAUCACUUGACCAUCGUAGCUUCUAUUUCAAGCAACAGGACACAAAGAGCUUGAGCACAAAAGCUUUGUUGGCUGAGAUUAAAGAAAUUAGUGAGAAGAAGCGGAAGGAGGAUGAUGUGCUUCUUGCUAUUGCUGCUGGAAAUCGGCGGCCUAUAGUCCCCAAUAUGGAAUUUGAGUAUGUGGAUUCAGAUAUUCAUGAAGACCUGUAUCAGAUCAUCAAGUAUUCAUGUGGAGAAGUUUGUGCAUCCUCAGAUCAAUUGGAGAAAGUAAUGAGGAUAUGGACAACCUUUUUGGAGCCGAUGUUAGGUGUUAAACCUCGGCCUCAAGGUGCGGGGGAUUCUGAGGAUAUGGUGAAACCUAAGACUCGUGCUGUCAAAAAUAGUAUGGCAAAUGUUGGGGAAAGCAAUAGCAGCCCUGGUGCUGAUGGUGCUGCUGCUACCAAGCAAAGCAAUGGUGAUGAAAGCAUUCCACCAGAACAGGCAGUUUCAUGCAGGUCUAGGUUGGCAAAUGGGGAUGCAGCAGUUACGGAUAAUGGCUUUCUUGAUGUUGAUCGCACUGCUCGCCGAGGUGAUAAUCUCUCUGGUGCUCCACUUCAUGGAAGGGUGCAGGGUAAUGCUCCCACAGCUGAUGAGAUGUCUGGAGUGACUGUGCAGACUGCCUCUACUGAAAGGUUAACUGAUAAUGUCUCUCCCGCUGGUAGAGCUGAACCAAGUCAUACUAGAACCAACCUAGAAAUUACUUCAGGUGUUAGUGCUACAACUUCAAAGGCUGGUCAAGCUGGAAAUGAGGCAGCAUUUGAUUCUCGAGCUGGCAAUGAAGUUUUACCUUCUUCAGAGGGAGGGGUUGGUGGCAGGCCAAACAUACCUGCAAAUGGUGGUUGCACUGCUGAAAGUAACAAAGAGGACAGACUCGAUGAAGGUUCCGCUGCCCACAAUAACUUUAAAGUUGAAAGGGAAGAGGGUGAAUUAUCGCCUAAUGGAGAUUUCGAAGAGGAUAAUUUUGUAGCUUUCGAAGACUCCACUAUAGAUGCAGUGCCUAAACCGAAGGAUGGUUCUACUAGCAGACAGUAUCAAGUCAGACCUGGAGAAGUGGAGGCCUGUUGUGGUGAGGCAGCGGGAGAAAAUGAUGCGGAUGCUGAUGACGAGGGUGAGGAAAGUGCUCAAAGGUCCACGGAGGACAGUGAAAAUGCAUCAGAGGCUGGUGAUGAUGUUUCUGGCAGUGAAUCUGGUGAUGGUGAGGAGUGUUCUCGUGAAGAUCAUGAGGAGGAAGAGGAAGAUGCAGAUCAUGAUGAUCAGGAUGCUAAGGCUGAAAGUGAGGGUGAGGCUGAAGGAAUGGCUGAUGCAAAUGAUGCUGAGGGUGAAAUAACGUCAUUGCCAUUUUCAGAACGCUUUCUUCAUAUGGUUAAGCCUCUUGCGAAACAUGUCCCUGCAGCAUUACGUGAUAAGGAAGAUAAAUGCUUAACAAUCUUUUACGGAAAUGAUUCAUUUUAUGUGCUGCUUAGGCUUCAUCAGACUUUGUAUGAGAGAAUACUCUCAGCAAAGACAAAUUCAUCAGCUGCUGAAAAAAAAUGGAGAACUUCAAAGGAUACAAGCCCUCCUGAUUUAUAUGCUAAAUUUAUGAGUGCAUUAUACAACCUACUUGAUGGUUCUGCCGACAAUACCAAGUUCGAAGAUGAUUGCCGUGCUAUCAUUGGAACUCAGUCCUAUGUACUUUUUACAUUGGACAAGUUGAUAUAUAAAGUUGUUAAGCAGCUUCAAGCAAUUGCCUCAGAUGAAAUGGAAAACAAGCUUCUUCAUCUCUAUUUAUAUGAAAAAUCAAGGAAACCUGAAAGUUUUUGUGAUCUAGUUUAUCAUGAAAAUGCCCGUGUCCUCCUCCAUGACGAAAGCAUAUACCGGUUUGAGUGUACUUCAAAUCCGACUCGAUUAUCUAUUCAACUAAUGGAAUAUGGACAUGAAAAGCCUGAAGUGACUGCUGUUUCUAUAGAUCCUAAUUUUUCAGCUUAUCUGUACGGUGAUUUCUUGUCAUGCAUUUCAGAUAGAAAGGGAUCACAUGGUGUCUUCCUGAAAAGGAAUAAACGCAAAUUUGGAAGCGAGGAUGAGUAUUCUACCACUUGCAAGGUCAUGAGUGGGAUUCUAGUUGUCAAUGGCUUGGAAUGCAAGAUAUCAUGUAGUUCCUCUAAGGUUUCUUAUGUUCUAGAUACGGAAGAUUUCUUGUUUCGUGGGAGGAAGAAAAGGAGAUGUUCAAAUGGAGACACUGCAUCUUCACAAGACCUAUAUUCAAGAGUGUAUGAUCUAAAAAAUCAGCGAUUUCAGCACUUGCUGUCCAGAUCUUAACAAUGGCAUGCUCAAAAGGAAGUGCACCUUUAUAUCACCGGCUGAGAGCUCGCAUUGAUAUAGCAGGGCACUUGGCUUCAUCUAAGCAAUGGAUGUUGGAAUGCAGCCAGCUUCCUCUCACUCCGUGUGUUGCUGUCUUUGAAAUAACAGCUGGGAAAAUUUCUGGUACAUAUGUCAAAAAAGCUUGUAACCUGAUUCUGUUGGCUCCUGGAGCCACAGUUGUGUAUAUAUGUCUGACAUGCGAAUUUGUUUGUUUGAUUCAAAUACUACUUGAGACUUGUUCUUUAGGUGGCCGCCAUCCAUUUGCUAUAGUCGAGUAAAUGAAAUGCUAUUAACAGUCGAUUAGUGUUCUAGAGCAAAGUGGUCUUGUGUAAUCAUGUAGGUCUUCUAGUGCUUCAUUGAAAAUGUGAGACUAAUGUUAGGAUCAUUCUCAGAUAGCUCCGAAAGUGGGAAUUGGUUCCCAGUGCAUUACAUUCAAAAUGUGUUGGCCGAUCUGGGUCCUGUGACGAGUUCCUAAGUUUAGGUUUGUAAUAGACCUUUCGGUAAAUGAAUACGUUUUGGUCAA
Molecule: messenger RNA, 5175 nt
Organism: Elaeis guineensis (African oil palm)
Lineage: Eukaryota; Viridiplantae; Streptophyta; Magnoliopsida; Arecales; Arecaceae
Product: paired amphipathic helix protein Sin3-like 4
Biological process (GO): negative regulation of transcription by RNA polymerase II
Cellular component (GO): chromatin; histone deacetylase complex
Molecular function (GO): transcription corepressor activity
Source: RefSeq, a predicted model, not a curated record